Messenger RNA from Vitrella brassicaformis, 5278 nucleotides. NCBI's taxonomy places the organism in Eukaryota, Vitrellaceae. The record is from the annotation of a GenBank genome assembly.
AUGCAGGCACUGAAGAAAAUGGCUCGAGUGAGCGCGCCAUUGAUUCAUUCGCUCACUCUUUCAUUCAUCCAUUCAUGAGACAUGGGUAUGCAUGUGGUUUGUGCCCGCAGUUCUGGCGCGCCCUGGCGACAGAAAGCAAGAUGGCUAAUUCCAAGCCCUCGAAAGCAAGGUGAGACCUUGAUUGGCCGCUUACUAUUGACCGCCUUGGCUUCUGCCUGUGGCAGGGCAAUGAUGCUGAGUGAGGCACUCGCUGCAGUGUCCAGCGCCCACCAAGCGUAUGUCAACCUGCUGCGGCGGUUUCCAAAGAGCAAGGUUGGUUCGUACAGCGGGUUGACACACGAGCAAUCGGAUACCCAUGCUUUCCGAACACAUUGAAGGAUGCUCUUGAGCUGUUCGCGACCUUUGUUCGGUCAGUUUGCGAAUGGUCAGACAUGGUCUGCUUAUCUGGUUAGUCGUGUCGUGUCUUGUGUGUCGUCAGGCAGCUGUACAACGAUGACAGCAGGUUUGGUCAAUGACGCGCCGACAAAGGAGCACUCUUAAAAGAUGAUGCAUUGCACUCUAACUUAAAGGGCGGAGCUCUUAAUGAUCCAGGCGGAUGCUGAUGCUGAUGACCGAUCUGUCGCUUACAGUGAGCAGAAUGCAUGAAAGCACGUACAUGCACGGGGCCGUCACUUGUGCCAACGUAUCUGUCGAUCUCGCAUGCAGGCCACAAUCCCUCGUCGCUUGAAUCGCCCGACCCUGACGGAGGAUUCGAGAUUCGCGAGGGAGGUACGAAGCCUUCGUUCACAUACUCGGCUCACGCAAUGGUUGGCGCCAUGAAAUGCAGGCAGCAAGAAAGAAGAAAACAUUGGCCUAAUAGAAAUCACCAAAAAAAGAAGACUCAAGGUAUGCAAACAUCAAUCAAGAAGGGAGGCCUCAUGCGUUCUUCUGCUCAUUUCUAGUGGGCUGAAGUGGUUGCCAUUAUCGGUAAUGAUUGCUUGGCCGGUGCACAUGGGACGGAAAGCUGUGUUGCCUGUUUUGUUUGUGUGUUCUUGAUCUGCCGCAAUGAAGGCCUGGUCGUGAUGAUUGUCAUUGGAGUGGUGACUCACUUCGUGCAGAUUGGCGAGCUCCAGUUCACGACUGAGGUCAGCGAGACUGUGUAUGGUCUCGGGUGGCAAUGGAUUAUCUUUCUUCUCGUUGCAGAAGCUUCACGAUUUGCAAUACAAUCGCAUCCUUAUUAACAACUGGUAUGCUUCAUGCACCCACACUCGUAUAUAAGCCUGCUUGCAUUCUGGUGUCCUUCUCGCCUACGUGUCACGUCGCCACGGGUCAACCUCUUGUGCAGGGCCAAGGUGCGUGCGCAAGCAGGAUAUGUUUCCAGCCUUGUACACAUCUUCUGUCUUAUCUCUGCUGCAGAUAUGCAACAGUGUCACAGGUACAGAUACUGUUAGAGAUGGGAUAUUUUUCUCACACAUCCUGCAAAUACCUCAGUUACUCACACGUGGUGGAGACACCUUACUGAAGAAUUUCCUCUGAGCGCGGGGACUCAUGUAGAUGUGACUCAGCCGCUGAACGUCACUGAAGAAGAAAUUCGAGCUCGCAUUCAGCGAGAGUUGGGGGACAUUGGGAGAUACGUCGCGGAGAUAACAGAUGCCGCUAAUUUCAUCAUCGACAAAGCCAUCAGGGUCACCCUGGACAUCUAGAAGAGAAGGGACACGCAUGGACGUAUGGAUGAAGGAUGGCAUGUCUUGUUUAGGAGAAAAUGCGUGACGUUGAAGACUUCUAUCGAGACGGAAGUGCUGAUCUCUCAGUUGUUACUUUUGACGGUAUGUGACAUGAAUAUGCCAGUCGAUCGGCCAAUGAAUUAUCCCCUGCUUGCUUUCAGACUUCGGAAAUAAGAAAAUCAGGGUAGCACACGUAUAUUUCUCAGAUACCUGUCAGCUGUCUGCCCUUCUUGCUGUGUAUUGUUCAGGAGAAGAUCACAUAUUCUGGUUCGGUCCUGCACACAUGUACGUUGGUGUGUGCAGGACCCCGUUCUUGUUGUGCAGGGGUCGUCGCUGACUAUCUGCUGGCUGUCUUAAGAGUGAUGGGGGAGGAAGCUAAAGAUGAGUCGAUUGAUCUCAAGGACGUCUUGCAAGUAAAAGUGGCCAGACACAUCGUUAUUGAUCAACGUAAAUGGAUAGUUUGCCCACAUCUGCUUAUCGCCGCUCGCUCAGAACUGUCUCGGCAAGGCGGGUGACGGUGGUCAGAAGAUCAUCGAGGUACGUACGGAUACAAUGGAUCCACAAUUGCCACCUUCUUCCGCUUGUAUCGGUCGCAGAUGGAACUUUCACACAUAAACGACGGUGAGCAAAAGGAACACACUGUGUACCCAUCGCAAGUUUAUUGUGCCUCCAGUCGUGGCUCACAGUGAAACCGUGAUCCUGGCGAUGAUCACCUGCUUUCUCAUUUUCAACCUGUUAAUCGCUCUUGUGGUCUUGCGGAUGGUUCAAGUGGGAAUGGUGAGUAUGUCUAUGCAUGGGUCGCGUCGAUGGAUGACAUGUCUACAUUUGUGUGUGUGUGCAGUCCGAAUUUGAUCUGCUGGGUCAGUCGGGCUUGGCCAUAAAUAUCGCCUUCUCUCUCACACACCGCCAGAAACUCCGCCUUCGAAGACGUUUUGCCCGUGAGAGCCGGAAGGGCAUCGAUUUCGAGGGCAUCGACAUUCAGUAAGGCUCCCUCAGAUCGCACUGACCCGUGGCUCUUGUGAGCUGUACAGGGCUGGAGAAUCGAGAAGGAGCAGUAUGCUGGACCGGGACUAUGACUCGCCUGCAAAGCAACUCGCCCCACCAUUCAAAUCGGCGCUGAAGUCGAGUGAACGCAGGAGCAUUACGGCCGAGGAGCAUUUCGGUGCCAUGAAGUCACCCACAAGCAAUGACGAUUUCGCAUUGACCCCGGACGUGAGUGGCGAGGCGGUUGCUUGCGGAUCGGUACGAGUGGCGAGCCCGAAGGGGGGCGGACUUUUGAUGCAUCAUGAGGCAGUGACCUUCGGGAGUGACAACACGGCGGUGGGUGAGCUACUCAGACGCUCACAAGAUAUGAGCACGCUCGCUCUUGACCUGCUGCAGGAUGUUUCGAGAAGCCCUCCAGCCGAUACCGGUAUGGCGUCGGCGGACGAGCGGCUGUCGGGAGGUGGUUGUGAAAACGCUGAAGUACCAAUCAGGAUCAGUAAUGCAGUAAGGCAUCACACAGUCGUCUGGCGUAGAGGCAUCACAUAUCUCUGCGUGUGGCCUCCGUGGGCAGCACGAUAGGGAAAAGGUAUUCGAUGACAACGUUGGGGCCAAGUAGGGAAAAGGUAUUCGUAUGCGGCUACAGACGACAUGAUGCGUUUAUGUGGUCGCAGUGCAUCGUCCAUGCAGCCCGAUGUCUUCCUCGACCUCUUUGCAAAGCCAGAAGACUCCCACCACCCGGUGAGUCCCGACAACGUGAGUCUGUGCCAAGUGAGGUAUAAACGAUCGCUUCGCACAGGUCGCUUCUGGCGAGACAAUGUUUAGGGAGCCGAAAGAGCCAAGAAUAGCCUUCGAGGGCGGCGCAGGAGUGGCAAAGUACACGUCGUCACUGACGUAAAAGCAUAAAUGCCUUACCUUGGAGAGUUUUUGUGAAAGAAUGUCGUGCUUCUGUGCUGUUUUGGCAGAAAGGAUUUGUCACCCUUGUCGGCGACUUGUGGUGGUACGCGGAGGAGUAGGAGUGACACCGAUAUGCGCCUGCACCAGAGGUGGCUGCUGUGGAGGAAAUACUGCUGCCCCCGGGAGCCGCCAAACAUUUGCAAGUGGGCAACGACAACUCUCUUCGGGCGGCUUUCGCGGCUGCUGCUGAUCUUUUGGACCCUUGUCCUCGCAUACUCCAUCUUCACGUACUCAUUCAUGGUAUGCCUCUAAGUGAAGACUCGCCGCAGGCCAGUGUUCGUCGACUGAUGAUGAAAUGUUUUCAGGCAGCAGAGAUGGCGCGCGUAGACAACAUGACGGAGGAAGUAACACCCUGCAUAGCUCACCCUUCGAGCGCCUGCAUCCAUCUAUGAGCACACUGUGAUCUAUGCAGGUGAUGCAGGCAACUCUCGGUGAGUACCGCUUUCGGCACACUCAAAUCGCCAGCAUUCAUUUGGUCGAACCAACCCUGUAAGCCCAACACUAAAGGCCUACACACAUGUACACACACACACACACACACACAGACCCAGGCUCGAUAAUCCAGACAGACAGACAGACAUCCUGCCUGCCUGGUGCAUGCACAUUUAUGUUCCCAAUUGGCCUUGGCGCGAGACACUUGCUGAGAGCGCUCCAAGUUGGCCGGAGUACUUUGUGGUCAGCGGCCCUUCAGCGAAUGAGUACAAGUACUGGUCAUCAUCAAUGCGUGUCCCUCCGUACGUGUUGCAGGAACAGCUGUCGCUCGGCGCCGAGCAGGUGACUACACUCCUGUAUCAAAAGAGCAAGACCUCGGGCGAACCGGUGACUACAAGUCGCAUGAAUCACACAGAUUGACUGACCUGCCUAGGCCACCCCUGUAGCUGAGCAUCGUCUGUACGAUGUCGCUGCUUUGUCGGUGAUGGCUGUGUAUAUACAUCUUCAGAUCGACCGUCGAUUUGAAGCCCGUCGGAGGUACGUAUAUAGUCUGGCGCGUAUAGUCUUCCUAUGCCGAUCCCCCCUUUGUUUGCUGCGCUGCCAAUUGCCUACAGGUUGCUCUACUACCCUGGCUGUCUUCUCCUGCCACCUGUGCUGUCAUGGCCGGCCUUUGUGCGCCCAUCUGUCGCGUCAUUUGACUGUGCUUUCCUUCUGUGUGUGUGAACGCAGGAAGGCACAUGCGAUAACAGGACGAAUCCUUACCCCUUCUCAGGCACGCCUUCCGCUCACACACAACAGACUGCUCCAAGCCAGCACUCAGCAGCCAACUCAUUUUCUUCCACCUUUCACGGGACUACUCAGAAAAAAUGGAGGCUGGAUUCUAUCCUGCGUUGGUGGCGUGGUACGUAAACCACCUGCUCUUGAUACCUGUGCCUUUACCUCCCGUUCUUUUCAGGUUUGAGGAGGCUGAAAGGUUCUUCCUGAACUGGGUACUAUGCGAGUUAUGAUCAGCACCGGAGGCUCGGGAUGACAAAUAGUGUAUGCCAUGGCAGGUCUAUGGCGUGGGAACACCUCGCGAGUACUACGAGCAUCCUUUCUAUGUGGAGGUCAACCCCUAUGUAAGACGGCUGUCGUCCAAUUCUCAUUAUUCCUUCGAGGAGCCAGGAGAAGCACACAAGCGGCCAAGGCUGUCUUGCAGCGCCUGA